Rhipicephalus sanguineus (brown dog tick) is the source of this 1441-nucleotide messenger RNA. RefSeq names its product ubiquitin-conjugating enzyme E2 Z. Lineage: Eukaryota; Metazoa; Arthropoda; Arachnida; Ixodida; Ixodidae. Bases 84 to 905 code for a protein of 273 amino acids. The transcript has 2 exons. Gene Ontology annotation, molecular function: ubiquitin conjugating enzyme activity; cysteine-type endopeptidase inhibitor activity. The record is from RefSeq and is a predicted model, not a curated record. Gene Ontology annotation, cellular component: nucleus. Gene Ontology annotation, biological process: negative regulation of apoptotic process.
AAUCAGGCCAGCCGUUUGCAGCGGAUCUCCGCCGGCACGGGAGCAGUGGUUAGACCCUCGGGAGGAGGUGGUCCGGGCACAAAAUGAACUCGCGCACAGUGCACUGGGACCCGAUGCUCUUCUUGAAAGAGGAGCCGACGCCUUCGUGUCUCAUGAGGGUGAAGCGGGACAUCGCCGACUUCAAGGCCGACCCGCUGCCGGGCAUCUUCAUCUCGCCCGAGGAGAGCGACCUCACCCAGGUCCACGCCCUCGUUGUGGGACCCGAGGGAACCCCGUACGAGGGCGGGUUCUUCCACUUCUUCAUGAAGUUCCCCUCCAACUACCCGGUCAGUCCGCCCCGGGUGCGCAUCAUGACCACGGACGCCGGCAGGGUGCGAUUCAACCCGAACCUCUACGCCAACGGAAAGGUGUGCCUCAGCAUACUCGGCACCUGGGACGGCCCACCCUGGAGUCCAGCCCAGUGCAUCGGCAGCGUCCUGGUCUCGAUACAAUCGCUGCUCAACGAGGAUCCCUUCUACAACGAGCCGGGAACCAGACCCGGUAUGAUGUCGGAUAUGGCCAGGAGGUACAAAGAACGCGUGCAGCACGACGCCGUCCGAGUGGCCAUCUGCGAUGCGGUCCAAGGCUGCCUGAAGGACGAGCCUCCAAUGCCCCGCGACCUGGCCGAGACCGUGCUGAAGACGUUCGCGGAGUCGUACGACAAGUACGAGCAGCUGCUUCGAUCCCUGAUUGAGCAGUCGAAGCAAAAGACAACCACGUGGACUCAGUGCCUGGAACGUAUUAUAAUGCCGGCUACACCCACGAUCCAGUACGAACCGCUGCUCACACGACUUCAGGAGCUGCAUAAGAGGGUGAAGGAGAGGGCUGAAGCUCAGGCCGCUGCUCAAGCCGGUGGUCAAGACUGAGACCGAGCCAGUUUUUGGCUGCUGCAUGUGGAAAGCACCUUCUUCAAUCGUAAAACGAAACGUCACAAAAUUAAAUGUUUUAUUACAACAAUAGUCGCAACUGUACAAGCGGGUGAAGGACAGGACUAAAGCUCAGCCCGGUACUCAAGCCGGUGCUCAAGCCCGAGAUCGAGCCAGUUGUUAGCUGCUGAAUGUAGAAAGCACCUUCUUUAAUCGCAAAACAAAGCGUCGCAAAAUUAAAAGUUUCAUUGUAUCAGUAGUCAAUGGGCUACCAAGAGUGUAAUAUACCAUACAUGUGCGUCAUGUCCGCGUCUCUAUUAAAUUCGGCCGCGAAUUUGUGUCGACCAAUCAAACUGGCCAAUGAAAGCUCAUGUAUGUCUCGUUUAAAAAAAAAAACAAGUAAAACUACUUUUCAUGCCUUUCUCAAACCUAUAAUAUAUUUUCAGUGAUGUCUCAUAAUAUGCUGAUAAUUAUCUCUGUGCUACAUAUUGAACGAGCUCCAUGUGCAAAGACUGUUGCAAUGUGUGCGUACAAUG